Messenger RNA from Sturnus vulgaris (Common starling), 1743 nucleotides. RefSeq names its product UDP-N-acetylglucosamine pyrophosphorylase 1 (gene UAP1). Gene Ontology annotation, molecular function: UDP-N-acetylglucosamine diphosphorylase activity. The record is from RefSeq and is a predicted model, not a curated record. Lineage: Eukaryota; Metazoa; Chordata; Aves; Passeriformes; Sturnidae. Gene Ontology annotation, biological process: UDP-N-acetylglucosamine biosynthetic process.
CGGAGAUCGCCGCGAGCCGCGUGGCCGUGCUGCUGCUGGCCGGCGGGCAGGGCACCCGCCUCGGCGUCCCCUACCCCAAGGGCAUGUGCGACGUGGGGCUGCCCUCCCGCAAGACCCUCUUCCACCUGCAGGCCCAGCGCCUGCGGCGGCUGCAGCAGAUGGCGGAGGAGCAGCACGGCACUGCCUGCCACAUCCCCUGGUACAUCAUGACAAGUGGCCGCACCAUGGAGUCCACCAAGGAGUUCUUCCAGAAACAUCGGUACUUUGGCUUGAAGAAGGAGAAUGUCAUCUUCUUCCAGCAGGGCAUGCUGCCUGCCUUGGGAUUCGAUGGGAAAAUCCUGCUGGAGGAGAAGGGCAAGAUUGCUAUGGCACCAGAUGGCAACGGGGGCCUGUACAGGGCCCUGGGCUCCCACGGCAUCAUGGAUGACAUGGAGAGGAGAGGGGUGCAGAGUGUCCAUGUCUACUGCGUGGACAACAUCCUGGUGAAGGUGGCUGACCCCAGGUUCAUCGGGUUCUGCUUGGAGAAGGGAGCAGACUGUGGGGCCAAGGUGGUGGAGAAGACCAACCCCACGGAGCCGGUGGGCGUGGUGUGCCGGGUGGAUGGCGUCUACCAGGUGGUGGAGUACAGCGAGAUCUCCCUGGCCACCGCCCAGAGGCGGGGCCCGGAGGGGCGGCUGCUCUUCAACGCGGGCAACAUCGCCAAUCACUACUUCAGCACUGCCUUCCUCAAAGACGUGGUCAACACUUAUGAGCCACAACUGCAGCACCAUGUGGCUGAGAAGAAGAUCCCACACGUGGACAUCACUACAGGGCAGCUCAUCCAGCCCGAGAAGCCCAACGGGAUUAAGAUGGAGAAGUUUGUCUUUGACAUCUUCCAGUUUUCCAAGAAGUUCGUGGUGUACGAGGUGCUGCGUGAGGAUGAGUUCUCUCCCCUGAAGAAUGCAGACAGCCAGAAUGGCAAGGACAACCCCACCACAGCCCGCCAUGCCCUCAUGUCCCUGCACCACUGCUGGGUUCUCAAUGCAGGGGGGCACUUCGUGGAUGAGAAUGGCACACGCAUCCCUGCCAUCCCUCGCCUCACAAACGGAAGGUCAGCUGCCAGCCCAGCAGAUGUCAAUGACAACUUGAAGGAUGCAAACGACCUGCCAAUCCAGUGUGAGAUUUCUCCCCUCGUGUCCUACGGAGGAGAAGGUCUGGAGCAGUAUGUGAAGGACCGGGAGUUCCGCACGCCGCUGAUCAUCGACGAGGACGGGAUCCAUGAGCUGGUGCAGAACGGGCUGUAGGGGCAGCCUGGUGCCAGGCAGGGCUGCCCAUCCCUCCAGGAACUCAGGCACACAGAGGUUGAUGGUUGGGCCUAGCAGGGGCUGCUCCUGCUCAUUCCAGCAGGAUUUGACCCACUCGAUUCCUGGCACGCUGUAUGCUUCUAUUUAUAUUUUAAUUUAAAAACCAAACACUUCGGAUUCCCCUGCCACAAGGCACAGCUAUGGUGCUGCUCUUUGCACUUCAGGCUGUGGGCAUUUAUUUUUAAACAUGUAUAUAGUAAUAGUCAUUGUACAUGCACAGAGAGGAUUUUUAUGGUACGGGGCUGGGUUUAAUCUUGAAUUUUUAUUUUUCUUAAAUCUACACGACUAUUUUUUUUUUUUAAUAGGGUCCUUGCCAUUGCCCAUGUCCUCCCUUUUGGUCAUCCUUUGUAUAUUGCACAACUGGAAGCACCCAAUUAAACUGAGUCCCUCCUGUUUGUCA